Messenger RNA from Cricetulus griseus (Chinese hamster), 485 nucleotides. The record is from RefSeq and is a predicted model, not a curated record. Lineage: Eukaryota; Metazoa; Chordata; Mammalia; Rodentia; Cricetidae.
GCCUCUCACUAAUGGCUGUUUUGUGUGGCAGGUCCCUUCUUCUGGACUCCAGGGCCUCCCUCCCAUUGACCCACCAGACAUCACACAGAUCUAUCCUGUCCCUUCUAACAUCCGGCCAGUGCUGAGUAAAUACCGGGUCGAGGUCCUCUUCUGGGGUGUCCGAGAAAUGAAGAAGGUCCAGCUCCUCUCUGUGGACCGGCCACAGGUUCUCAUUGAAUGCGGGGGACGAGGCGUGAAGUCUUGCGUGAUCCAGAGUUACAAGAACAACCCCAACUUCAGCGUGCAGGCAGAGGCCUUUGACGUGGAGCUGCCUGAGAACGAGCUCCUGCACCCACCGUUGAGCAUCUGUGUGGUGGACUGGAGAGCCUUCGGGAGGAGCACCCUCGUGGGCACUUACACCAUCAACUGCUUGAAGCAGUUUCUGUGUAAAUCCAGAGAGACCCUUGCCCUGCCCUCACAGAGGGACGGAGCCUGGGCCAGACCAG